AUGCAGGGCACAGCUCACACUGACAAGGAGCUCGUGUCCUCCCUGAUGCAAAGAAUCACUCUGUUGGAACAAAAAAUAGAGAAACAAGCACAAGAAAUCAAACUGAAGGACAGGAGGAUUGCUGAGCUUGAAGAGAAGAUGAAGACUCUUCAGAAAGGAGAAGAUGCUCCUGACUCAUCCGCAGUAGAGGAACUGGAAAUGAGGUGCCUUGAGCUGCAGACCCAGGUCUGGGAGAUGGAGAGGUUUCUAAAUGACUAUGGUCUGAUUUGGGUUGGAGAGGGACAUGAUCAGCUGGAAGAUUCUGAAUCACUCAAGGAUGAAGAGCUGACAAGAAGCCUCUGGAAGCCAGGUGAAGCGGUUGUUUCCAAACACCAGAUUGAUUUUGAUCUCAUCUUGGAAAACGUGAAGGAUUUGAAUGUGCUGGCUGGGAAGAACACUUGUUACAUUGAACACACCCCUGGGGGAGCUCGUUUGAGGCAGCCAGAGCCCCUCUCUCUCACACUGUAUCAAAAUGGGAUCAUCACAUUCAGUGGAGCCUUUCGGCCCUACGAGGACCCAUCCACCCAGCAAUGCCUGCAGGAUAUUAUGGAUGGGUAUUUCCCUUCAGAGUUGCAGACUCACUACCCAGAUGGCAUCCCUUUGCAGGUCACUGACAGAAGGGACAUGGUAUUUCAGGAGAGACACCUCCUUCCAGGGAGUUUUCCUGGCCAAGGCCAAGUGGUUGGCCGCUCAAAAUCAAGUGAAGUGCAGGAAACCACUGAGAUCCCAGGUCCCAAACUCCCUUUGGAGAAGUUUCUCAACAAGCUUUCUGAGUCCUCAGAACACAGUGGAGAAGCAAUGAGUGUCCAAGAUUCAGCCAGAGCAGCCCAGCAGAGCUCUGAUGGGGCACGAAGCAGCAAAGAGAUCUUGGUGGAGACACCCAGGCUGGCUGCCCUGGAGAGGACAAAGCCAGCUGAAGAGGCUGAAGCUUCUGCCCCUGCUGCCUGCACGCUCCGCAUCCGAUCGGAGAGCGGGGAGCAGAUCUACACCCUCAGGAUGCUGGUCAAGGAGACCAUAGGGGACCUGCGCCAGCACCUCGCCUGUGCCAGGGGUGGAGACUCUGACUCGUAUGAGAUCAUCAGUACCUUUCCCCAGAGGGUGUACAUGGACAACUCCAGGAGCCUGCAGGAAUGUGGCCUGGUCCCCAGUGCCUCCUUGCUGCUGAGGAGAAGAGACCCCUCCCAGCAAGAGGAGGGAACAGGGCUGCAAACAGCUUAA
This is a messenger RNA of Chaetura pelagica (chimney swift), 1257 nucleotides long. It is a transcript of the gene UBXN11, whose product is annotated as UBX domain protein 11. Lineage: Eukaryota; Metazoa; Chordata; Aves; Apodiformes; Apodidae. The record is from RefSeq and is a predicted model, not a curated record. Gene Ontology annotation, molecular function: ubiquitin binding. Gene Ontology annotation, biological process: proteasome-mediated ubiquitin-dependent protein catabolic process.